Molecule: messenger RNA, 1162 nt
Organism: Physeter macrocephalus (sperm whale)
Lineage: Eukaryota; Metazoa; Chordata; Mammalia; Artiodactyla; Physeteridae
Gene: TFEC
Product: transcription factor EC
Exons: 8
Coding region: 119-1162 (347 amino acids)
Biological process (GO): regulation of transcription by RNA polymerase II
Cellular component (GO): nucleus
Molecular function (GO): DNA-binding transcription factor activity, RNA polymerase II-specific; protein dimerization activity; RNA polymerase II cis-regulatory region sequence-specific DNA binding
Source: RefSeq, a predicted model, not a curated record
UGCUGUUUGUAAAGGUGAUAACACUGAUAGAAUCCAGUCACUGCUGGUCCCAGCACACCUGGAAAGUUCUGCUAGGACUCAGCUACAGAAAGUUCAGAGACAGCAAGUAAAACCUUUCAUGACCCUUGACCACCAGAUCGUCCACCAGACUAUUAAACGUUCACACCCUCCAACACCAAGCAGUGCACUUCUGGUACAGCAUGGACACCAGUCUCCUGAGAGUGACACUGGACUCACUGGAAAUCCACUCACCAAGUUGCUAACUCUUGGGAAAGAAGAUGACAGUGUGGAAUGGCAUAUGGAGGACGGUAUUGAGGAUAUAAUCGGUAUGGAAUCAAGUUUUAAAGAGGAAGGAACAGACUCUCCUCUGCUAAUGCAAAGAACACUUUCUGGAAGUAUUUUGGAUGUGUAUAGUGGUGAGCAGGGAAUUUCACCAGUUAAUAUGGGCCUUACAAGUGCUUCUUGUCCAAGUAGUCUACCGAUGAAAAGAGAAAUUACAGAAACUGAUACUCGAGCUUUGGCAAAAGAGAGACAAAAAAAGGACAACCACAACCUCAUUGAAAGAAGAAGAAGGUAUAAUAUUAAUUACCGAAUCAAGGAGCUUGGCACUCUUAUUCCAAAGUCUAAUGAUCCUGAUAUGCGCUGGAACAAAGGAACCAUUCUAAAAGCAUCUGUGGAGUACAUCAAGUGGCUACAAAAAGAACAACAGAGAGCUCGAGAAUUAGAACACAGACAGAAGAAAUUAGAGCAGGCUAACAGGCGCCUUCUACUCCGGAUUCAGGAACUAGAAAUACAGGCUCGUGCUCAUGGUCUGCCAACCCUGGCUUCACUUGGCACAGUUGAUUUAGGUGCUCACAUCACCAAACAACAGGCCCAUCUUGAGCAGAAUUCAGUAGACUAUUGCCAACAAUUGGUUCUGUCUCAGGGGACAAGCCCUGAGCUCUGUGAUCAAGCUAUGGCCUUCUCUGAUCCUUUGUCACACUUCACAGAUUUAUCAUUUAGUGCGGCUUUGAAAGAGGAACAAAGAUUGGAUGACAUGCUACUGGAUGACACAAUAUCUCCAUUUGGAACAGAUCCUCUGCUAUCUGCCACUUCCCCUGCAGUUUCCAAAGAGAGCAGUAGGAGAAGUAGUUUUAGCUCAGAUGAUGGUGAUGAGUUAUAA